Oryza sativa Japonica Group (Japanese rice) is the source of this 2133-nucleotide messenger RNA. Its product is annotated as protein neprosin. NCBI's taxonomy places the organism in Eukaryota, Viridiplantae, Streptophyta, Magnoliopsida, Poales, Poaceae. The record is from RefSeq and is a predicted model, not a curated record.
AUGCCGGUAUGGUUUAGUAUAGGUCGAACAUGUCCGUAAAUAUAUACACGGUAUUGCUGUAUUUAUUUUGGUGUGGUUGAGAGUCUAGUCUAAAUCGAACUACUUUGUCCUUGACCAUGUGGAGGCAGAGAGCUUUGCAUUGCUAUCUCCACUAUAUUUAUAGCCUCAAGUCAAGGAGUUCAAGGGAGGAAGAGGACAACCCACUCCAACUCCAACCCGCAAGCAUCCAAACUGAGCUGAUCUCCUCUUCCUCCUCCAACUCCAAGCCUACAAAGUUCAGAGAAAUCCAAGAAAGAUACGAGAGAGAUAGGUCCACGUCGUUGACGAUGGCUUCUUCGGGAUGCAGCAGCAAUCGGUUGCGACAAACCAUUGUCGUUGCGUUGCUGCUGCUGGCUUCUUCUUCUUGCUUGGCAUCCGCGAAGCACAGGGGCAAUGGCACGACGACGACGGUGCCGUUCCAUGGCAAGGAUGAGCUGCGCAGGUACAGGAAGAUCAUGGCGCAGGUUGCCAGGUUGAAGAAGGCUUCUGUCAAGACGAUCCAGAGCCCCGACGGCGAUGUCAUCGACUGCGUGCCGGCGCACCUGCAGCCGGCGUUCGAGCACCCGAAGCUGCGAGGACAGAAGCCCGAGGCUGAGCCGGAGGAGAGGCCCAAGGUCGGCGGCGCCGCGGCGGCGGAGGCGGAGGAGGAGGCCGUGUUCCCGCAGGCGUGGACGGACGGCGGCGAGUCGUGCCCGGAGAAGACGGUCCCGGUGCGGCGGACGAGGAGGCGCGACGUGCUCAGGUCUAGCUCCGCCGUCCGGUUCGGGAUGAAGCAGCCACGCGCCGCCGGCGUCGUCCGCCGCGACUCCACCAGCGACGGCCACGAGCAUGCGGUGGGGUACGUGACGGGGGAUCAGUUCUACGGGGCGAAGGCGAGCCUGAACGUGUGGUCGGCGAGGGUGGCGACGGCGGCGGAGUUCAGCCUCUCUCAGAUCUGGGUCAUCUCCGGCUCCUUCGGCAAUGACCUCAACACCAUCGAAGCCGGAUGGCAGGUGAGCCCUGAACUGUAUGGAGAUAACAACCCAAGGUUCUUCACAUACUGGACAACUGACGCGUACCAGGCGACCGGGUGCUACAACCUCCACUGCUCCGGCUUCGUGCAGACCAACAACCGCAUCGCCAUUGGCGCCGCCAUCUCCCCCACCUCCGUUUACAAUGGCCGCCAGUUCGACAUCAGCCUUCUCAUCUGGAAGGACCCACGUCGGGGGCACUGGUGGCUGCAGCUGGGGUCGGGCCCACUGGUGGGGUACUGGCCGUCGUCCCUCUUCACCCACCUGGGCGGCCACGCCAACAUGGUGCAGUUCGGCGGCGAGGUGGUGAACACGCGGCCGUCGGGGUCGCACACCCCGACGCAGAUGGGGAGCGGCCACUUCCCCCGCGAGGGAUUCAACCGCGCCGCCUACUUCCGCAACCUCCAGGUCGUCGACUGGGACAACAACCUCCUCCCCGCCGCCGCCCUCCGCCUCGUCGCCGACCACCCCUCCUGCUACGACAUCCAGGGCGGCUACAACCGCGCCUGGGGCAACUACUUCUACUACGGCGGCCCCGGGCGCAACGUCCGUUGCCCCUAGAGCCACCACCCAAUUAAUUAAGCCGCCAGAGACGAGGAAGACGACGAUGAUUAUUAAGGGGGUAUUACUGAUCAUUACCAACCAAUUACAUGCAACACCAUCUCGAUCUUAUUAAUUACUCUACUCGUCACAGAAUAUAAGGGAUUUUGAUCGGAUUGGAUAUAUCUUAGGUAAUUGAAAUCCAGUCAAAAUAUCUUAUAUUUUAGGAUGGAAUGAGUAGUUUUCUAAGUAGUAAUUAAUUAGCUAGAUAGCUAUAGUAGUGGUUACUGAUGAUGAGUGUGUCAAGCAGCCAAGGAAGAGUGAUGGCGCCAAAAGUUUUUGAGUUGAUACGAGGCUUCCUUUUGAUUUUUUUUUUCUGUCUUUUUAGGGGGUUGUUUAGCUUAAUUUUCUUGAGUUAUGUUACUUAUGUAUACAUGAAGAAAUUGAUAGGGGAGUGUUAUGAUCACCAUAUGUAUAUAUAGCGUGGCAUCAAGAGUGUUUUUUGCCAUGCGUUUGAAUUAUCGAUGCGACCUUUAAAUUUUCA